Molecule: messenger RNA, 921 nt
Organism: Exophiala bonariae
Lineage: Eukaryota; Fungi; Ascomycota; Eurotiomycetes; Chaetothyriales; Herpotrichiellaceae
Exons: 2
Coding region: 1-921 (306 amino acids)
Biological process (GO): proteasome-mediated ubiquitin-dependent protein catabolic process
Cellular component (GO): cytosol; proteasome regulatory particle, base subcomplex; nucleus
Molecular function (GO): polyubiquitin modification-dependent protein binding
Source: RefSeq, a predicted model, not a curated record
AUGCCGCUCGAGGCUACCAUGAUCGUUGUCGACAACAGCGAGACCAGCAGAAAUGGAGACUAUCUACCCAACCGCUUCUCAUCACAGUCCGAGGCCGUCUCACUCAUCUUCAAUGCCAAAACAUCCUCCAAUCCCGAAUCCGCUGUUGGUCUAAUGUCCAUGGCCGGCACAGGUCCUACAGUCCUCAACACACCCACAACCAACUUCGGCGCCGUCCUUGCAGGUAUGCACGAGACCAAGAUCAAAGGUCACAUCCGGUUGGGAACGGCUAUCAGUGUGGCAAUGUUGGCCUUAAAACACAGAGCAAAUAAAUCACAAAGACAACGAAUCGUCGUCCUAAUUUGCAGCGCAUUGGAUCCGAAGUUUGGAGAUAAGAAUGAUACGGAGAAGGAGCUGGUCAAACUGGCAAAGAAGUGUAAGAAGAACAAUGUUUCGGUGGAUUUCAUCGCAUUCGGUGAUGCCAUCGAAUCCAGUACAAGACCCAUUCUUGAGAAGUUUAUUGAGGCUGUUGGUGGCUCCAAUGGCGAAGGCAACUUCCUGGCUGUCAUCCCUCCCGGACCUGGUCUCCUGAGCGACAGUAUCAUCACCACCCCCAUAGUCGGUAUGGGAGGUGAUAUGGGUCAAGGAAGUGGUGGCAUGGAAGGUGUAGAAACCAGCGGCGGAGGUGGCAAUGGCUUCGAAUUUGGAAUUGAUCCGUCGGCCGACCCGGAACUCGCUAUGGCAUUGCGAAUGAGUAUGGAAGAAGAGACAAACAGACUAGAAAGAGAACGAAGAGCGCGAGAGGAAGAAGAAAGACGGAAUUCGGACAGAAUGGAGACAAUAACCGAGGAAGGCCAGGGACAGCCAUCAUCAAAUGGAGACAACCAGGAUGGGGGUAAUGACUCGAAGCAGCCGAGGGUGGAGGACGAGAGGAAGGAUUGA